AUGGAAGGACCACAACUUAACGACGAUCAAAGAUCAAGAAUUCAAGCCAUUCUAAACUAUUGGUACAUACCAGGCUCUGAUAGAAAUGGGGAUAUUGAUCCAUCUCUAUUCAAGAAAUGGUUCGGUGCUUCUGCAGAAACUGAUGCUGAGAUCACACAAAAUUUCAAAGAGGAUCUUUUGAAACUUGCAAAUGGAGAUCACGAAGCAUGGAAGCAUGAUAAAGAAGGAAAGCUAGCAGCAGUGAUUUUAUGCGAUUAAUUCACUAGAAACAUCUUCAGAAAAAACAAACAAGCUUUUGAUUACGAUCAUAUCGCUAUGGAGAUUGUCAAGAGUAUCUCAGAUGAAGAAUUCUCGACAUAUGCUCUAUAAGAAUAAGGAUUUUUGAUUCUACCUUAUGAGCAUGAUGAAAGACUUGAGAGUUAAGUAAAGAGUACAGAACUUGCUGACUUGAUGAUGAAGAAUGCUUUAGCAAUCCCAGAUGUAGCUUAAGGUAUUCUUAGAUACGCUGAACAACUAAAAAAGUACACUGAAUAGCAUAAAGCUACAAUUGAUCAAUUCGGUAGAUACCCUCACAGAAACGAAGUUCUUGAAAGAGAAAGUACUCCAGAGGAGGUAGAGUAUCUCAAGACCGCUGAAAGAUAUGGUUAAUGA
This is a messenger RNA of Stylonychia lemnae, 651 nucleotides long. The record is from the annotation of a GenBank genome assembly. Lineage: Eukaryota; Ciliophora; Spirotrichea; Sporadotrichida; Oxytrichidae.